AUGGACCCAAAUAUGAACAACCUCCUUAAAUGGGGAAUCCAAAACUCCACGAAUGCCCAACAAUCAUCCGACUCUAACAACGAUGGCUCCCAAGCCCCGCGCACCAACGUCACCCCGCAGAUGCUCAACGCGCUCUUCGGCGGCCCCUCCGAAGCCGAUCUGAUGAAAGCCGCAAUGGAAGCCCUGCACUCGGAUGAGGUCGAUCUAGAAAACAAAUUGAUCGCAUUCGACAACUUCGAACAGCUUGUUGAAUCCAUUGAUAAUGCGAAUAACCUCGAACCGUUGGGUCUCUGGACUCCGCUCGUUGAGCUUCUGAAGCAUAAGGAACCGGAUAUGAGGCGGAUGGCGGCGUGGUGCAUUGGGACAGCGGUGCAGAAUAACGAAAAGGCUCAGGAUAAGCUUAUUGUCAUGAACGCCAUUCCAAGCCUCGUCUCGCUAUCCACAGGCGACCCUGAAAAGGCCGUUCGCAAGAAGGCUGUUUAUGCUCUCUCUUCUGCCGUCCGUAACUACCAACCAACAAUGAACGAAUUUGUCAAGCAUCUCCCAGAGGAAUAUGCCAGUGGCAAAGUUGACGCAGGCGACAUGGACACCAUUGAUGCGAUCAUGGGUAAGUUGAGGGCGCACCCCGGACCGUCGUCGUAA
Aspergillus puulaauensis is the source of this 642-nucleotide messenger RNA. RefSeq names its product Hsp70 nucleotide exchange factor FES1 (gene fes1). The coding region runs from base 1 to 642 and encodes 213 amino acids. The transcript has 2 exons. NCBI's taxonomy places the organism in Eukaryota, Fungi, Ascomycota, Eurotiomycetes, Eurotiales, Aspergillaceae. The record is from RefSeq and is a predicted model, not a curated record.